AACAUUCCCGCGCCAGUACGUUUGUUUUAGUUCAGCUCAUUUAAUUUAUAGCUUAAACCCAGAUAAUCAAUCCACAUACGAGAGGGGCAAAAGUUCAUAUCAUGGAGAAGCUUACCAUAUUGUUCUUAUACUUUACUGUUCUAAUCUCAAUCUUUAUAACUUGUGCAUCCUUAGACACGAUUUCAGCAAAUCAAACCAUCACAGAUGGCAACACCAUUGUUUCAGCUGGUCAAAAUUUUGAAAUGGGGUUCUUCAGCCUUGGCACAUCAAGGAAACGAUACGUGGGGAUAUGGUUCAAGAAGAUAUCAACUCGCACAGUGGUUUGGGUUGCUAACAGAGAGACUCCACUGAGCGAUACGUCUGGUUUAUUCAAACUUAGACAGGGUGCACUACAAAUUCUCAGUGGUAACAACUCUGUAAUCUGGUCAUCAAAUUCAACGGGAUCAGACACAGCUAGGGAUCUGGUAAUGCAGCUUUUGGAUACUGGAAAUCUUAUUCUCAGGGAUAAGGAAAAUUUAAUUUGGCAGAGUUUUGAUUAUCCUGGAGACACAUUUCUCUCAGGGAUGAGAAUUGGUGUUGACUUGAUAACAGGAAAAGACAGACAUUUGACUUCAUGGAAGAGCAAUGACGAUCCUUCUGCUGGUCCGUAUGUCUUUCGGGUGGAUCCAAAUGGGUAUCCACAAUUUUUUGUGAAGCGAGAUGUGAUUCCGGAGUCAAGGUACGGACCUUGGACUGGUGUUACAUUUAAUGGCAUGCGUAAUUUAGGCGAAAAUGCAAUAUUCACACACCAGUUUGUUGUCAGUGAGAACGAUAUAUACUAUGAAUAUGAACUUCUGACGAAAGCUUUUGUUUCCAUUCUGCGUUUGACUCCUGACGGAAAAAUGGGUAACUGGAAUUGGGCCAAUCGGACGGAAAAUUGGAGUUUCUACUCAGGUGCAAGAAUUGAUGAUGCAUGUACACCUUAUGCGAUCUGUGGUUCAUACGGAAGAUGUAACAUUAACUUUGACAAGAAUCAUAAUUGUAGUUGCCUGGAAGGUUUUGAACCACGGCCCUCCGAAGAACGGAGCCUCGCAGAUCAGUCAAGUGGAUGUCAACGGAUUAACCCAUUAGCUUGCGGGAAUCCAGAUGGUUUUCGUAAAGUUUCAGGUGUAAAAUUCCCAGACACAAAUCAUUCGUGGUACAAUCUGAGCAUGACGCUAGGUGAAUGUGAAACAGCUUGCAUGAGGAAUUGCUCUUGUACGGCGUAUGCUAAUUUAGAUAUUAGACGAGGUGGAAGUGGAUGCUUGCAAUGGUUCGAUGAUCUAAUGGAUAUUCGGGAGUCUGAUGAAACUCAAGAGCUUUACAUAAGAAUAGCUGCCUCCGAUAUAUCAAGUCCCACAACCUCGGAAUAUGGCUCCAGAAAGAACAAACAAACGAGCGUUGUAAUUGUGUUAUCUACACUUGGUUUGGUAGUUGUCUGUGUUAUUUUCGCGCUGUACGUAGCAUGGAGAAAGAGAAAAAGACCUCGCAAGACUAUACUAGUUUCAUUGCAAGACCAUGAAGAUAACUAUACGAAUGAGAGUCUCAAUUCGGAUAAAGAGAUGUUGCCUUUUAGCCUUUCUAUGAUUGCUAAAGCGACUAACAACUUCUCUCCCAACAAUAAGCUUGGUGAAGGUGGAUUCGGUCCUGUUUACAAGGGUGUGCUUGAGGAUGGACGUGAAAUAGCUGUAAAACGACUCUCAUCAACUUCAAAACAAGGACUUGAUGAAUUCAAAAAUGAGGUUGGAUGUAUUAACAAACUGCAGCAUCGAAAUCUUGUGAAACUUCUCGGAUACUGCAUUCUAGGGGAUGAAAAAAUGCUGAUAUAUGAAUACAUGGCGAACAAAAGCCUGGACUUGUUUAUAUUUGAUGAAUCUGGAAGUUUUAUGCUUGAUUGGCCUCUUUGUUUUGGUAUUAUCAAUGGGAUUGCUCGAGGACUUCUUUAUCUUCAUCAAGAUUCACGCCUCCGAAUCAUCCAUAGAGAUCUGAAAGCUGCCAAUAUUUUGUUGGACAAUGAUAUGAACCCCAAGAUAUCGGACUUUGGCCUUGCUAGAUGGCUUAGCGGAUACGAGACUGAAGCCAACACGAACAAAGUUGUCGGAACUCAUGGUUACAUCUCUCCAGAAUAUGCACUACAUGGACUUUUUUCUGUAAAGUCAGAUGUGUUUAGCUUUGGAGUUUUGGUGCUGGAAAUUGUGAGUGGCAAGAAAAAUCGAGGAUUCUCGAAACAAGAACAUCAUGAUACUCUUACGGGACACGCAUGGCGUCUCCACAACGAAGGAAGGUCGAUUGAGCUUGUUGGUUCACAUUUGCGACACUCAUUUGUUGACUUUCAAGUAGUACGGGUAGUGCACAUAGGUUUGUUAUGCGUGCAACAUCAUGCAGAUGAUAGGCCUACUAUGUCAUCAGUAGUUCUCAUGCUCGGUAACGAGAAUUCUUUGCCUCCACCUAAACAACCAGCAUUUUUCACCAAAGAUAAAUUGCUAGAAUUCACUCCUAGUUCAUCGUUGCCAACAUUGGAUUCAGUCGGUGAAUUGACGAUAACACAUCUAAAUGCUCGAUAGGAAAUUAAGUUCUCUUUUAAUAUUAUGUAUUCAACUAUGUUCCAAUAAUGCAUCGUAUGUGAAGAGAAUAUAUUUGUGAAACAAGAAUUUAUACUAUUAUAUAUAAGCUAGAUAUUAUGUUAAAACUCAUGUAAUAUACAGUUAGCAAAUUAAAUAACAUAAAAUUUAUUAUAAACA
This is a messenger RNA of Lactuca sativa (garden lettuce), 2759 nucleotides long. Its product is annotated as G-type lectin S-receptor-like serine/threonine-protein kinase At4g27290. Gene Ontology annotation, molecular function: protein serine/threonine kinase activity; ATP binding. Gene Ontology annotation, biological process: protein phosphorylation; recognition of pollen. Lineage: Eukaryota; Viridiplantae; Streptophyta; Magnoliopsida; Asterales; Asteraceae. The record is from RefSeq and is a predicted model, not a curated record.